Mobula hypostoma (lesser devil ray) is the source of this 484-nucleotide messenger RNA. RefSeq names its product thioredoxin-like. The transcript has 5 exons. Gene Ontology annotation, molecular function: protein-disulfide reductase activity. Gene Ontology annotation, cellular component: cytosol. NCBI's taxonomy places the organism in Eukaryota, Metazoa, Chordata, Chondrichthyes, Myliobatiformes, Myliobatidae. The record is from RefSeq and is a predicted model, not a curated record. The coding region runs from base 92 to 439 and encodes 115 amino acids.
UUGAACAAUAUCCCAGGGUUCAACGCCACGCACUUACUCCGUGUGAGAAUCAGUGAGAGAGUUGGACCAGUUGGACUCUGGAGUAAGAAAGAUGAAUGCUGAAGCACAGAAAACGAAGGAGGUAGUUCGCAAAUUGGAGAACCAGAAAGAUUUUGAAAUGAUACUGAAGGAGUCAGGAAGCAAGCUGGUCAUUAUUGACUUCUCUGCAACAUGGUGUGGGCCUUGCAAGAUGAUAAAACCGUACUUCCAUAAACUGGCAGAAGUCAAUACAGAUGUAAUUUUCUGUGAAGUAGACGUGGAUGAUGCAGCAGAUAUUGCGGAACAUUGUAGCAUAAGUUGUAUGCCAACAUUCCACUUCUACAAGAAUGGAGAAAAGGUGUUCGAGUUUUCUGGAGCAAAUCAAACAACUUUGGAAGAAAAACUUAAAGAGCUGCAGUAAUGGUCAUUAAUCCAGUAAAUAAAAGUCAAUAAUCUGUUUAAUGUA